AUGGCUUUAAGAAACAAAGCUGAAAUUAUGAUGCCAUGUUACAAAGCAAAUGUGUAGGAUAGAUAGAUUUAUAAUGUAUUGAAUGUAUGUAUGGUUCUAUUAUUUCGCAAUGAAAACAUACAGUAAAUGUGUAAACUAAUAAUACAUUCUGAACUGUUGUGUGGUUAAUAAUUGACUUGUCAAGAUUUUUCGUACUUUUAUUUUAAAAUACAUGCCACCUGGGCUUUUAUUGUGAAAUACGUGACUACUGACUUCUAUUUUGAAAAUUGGUCGCCGACCAAUCAGCAUUACAUAAACACUGUCCUUGAGAGAUAAUGCAGGGAGAAGUAAAGGGGACCUAGUUGUUUUUUCUGUCAACGCGAAAUUUAGUUGUUUAUUUGACUAAAAAUGUCAGUGAAACAUGCUCUCGGUCGGGGGUUGGAGCUGGCGAGGUCAGUUUUCCAGCUGGGUCUCUUCAAACCAGCCGGCCGUGUGGCAGCGAAGUUCCGCGGUGAGCGACUGCGUGUGUCCCGGCCGACCCGCACCGUUCAGCCGCAGACCUUCUUGCCUGGCCGGUACCGCUUCUUCCGCCGGUCUCUCAGCGGGCUGGCCGCCCAGCUCCAGUCCGGCGCUUUUAGGAGAGUGAUUGGGGGUGUUUCACCCAGGAACAGGACUGUUUUCCUGGCUUUUGGGGUGGGUUUAACGCUGAUUGAACAGCAGUUGGAGGAGGACAGGACAAGCAUUGCUGUGUGUCAGAAGAUACAGACCGUAUUCACUAAGACGAAGUUCCAGAGCCCACUGAAGGCCUUUACCUCAGGGUACAAGUUGGAGGACUAUGUCACUGGGAAACAGAUCGGGAAAGGUUGCAGUGCAGCCGUGUAUGAGGCAGCGGCUCCGUUCGCGGCCCCUGCGGAGAGAGAGAAGUGUUCACUGGUGGACCUGAACCAGAAGGAAACUGGCAAGAAAGCAGGGCCGUUCCCUGCUACACCCAGCUUUCCUUUAGCUAUGAAAAUGAUGUGGAACAUUGGGGCUAGUUCAUCAAGUGACGCCAUCCUUCGCUCUAUGUCUAUGGAGUUGGUUCCUGCAUGUCCACGUGCCUUAUCCAAAGAGCAAGAAGAGAUUGCUUUGGAUGGGCACUUUGGAACAGUGCCUAAACGGCUGACCGCUCAUCCCAACGUGAUCACAGUGUACCGGGCCUUCACCGGGGAGGUCCCGCUGCUGCCUAGAGCUCAGGAGGAGUACCCUGCUGUCCUGCCUGCCCGACUCAAUCCACUGGGUUUGGGCAGGAAUCGAACACUGUUCCUGGUCAUGAAGAAUUACCCAUACACACUGCGGCAGUACCUGAAGGUGUGUGAGCCAAACCAGAUGCAGGCCUCUCUCAUGUUGCUGCAGCUGCUGGAAGGGGUGGACCACCUGUGCAGACAGGGCAUCGCUCACAGAGACCUCAAAUCGGACAAUGUGCUCCUGGAAUAUGACAGCACCGGGUGUCCCAGACUGGUGAUCACUGACUUUGGGUGCUGUCUGGCAGAGGAUUUGGGCCUCCAACUGCCCUUCGACACCAACUUGGUCAACAGAGGGGGAAACUCCUGUCUGAUGGCACCUGAGGUGGCCACAGCAGUCCCAGGUCGAGGGGUGACGAUUGAUUACAGUAAAGCAGAUGUCUGGGCCGUCGGGGCGAUUGCCUAUGAGCUCUUCGGUCAGCCAAACCCCUUCUACAGCUCACAGGGGCUGGAGAGCCGCAGUUAUCAGGAAAGACAACUCCCUCCACUUCCUGCUGCUGUUCCUGCUGAUGUCCAGCUAGUAGUGAAGCUCCUGCUACACAGAAACACUCGCAAGCGCCCCAGUGCACGUGUGGCCGCUAACAUGCUUCACAUCAGCCUGUGGGGCAAGCGUGUCUUGGCCAGCUUGGAUCGGGCCAGAAUGGAUAAAAUGAUCGACUGGCUGCUGUGUCAGUCUGCUGUGGUUCUCCUGAAGAGUCGUGGACCCAGCGGAAGCUCUGUGGAAACUGAACUCCAGAGAUCCUUCCUCGCCAACAUAGACCUGGAGGACGUCCGCACCGCUGUCAGCUUCCUCAUGUAUGGACAAGAGCAGGGGCAAUCUCUGCUCAUGCACUACCCUGAACUAUAGUGUGUGUGUGUUUACUGUAGAAACAAGCACAGCUGAUUACAAAGUGAGUGAUCAUUUUUCCAAGCUGUUCCUUUCAUUUCUCUCUGUAGACUGUGAAAGCACUUUAACUUUUAUGUCUAUAUCACAGUCAGACAUAUUUUGAAAUUAUGGCAAUUUAUGCAUUUGCACUUUUCACUAUAUAUAAGAAUACUUUAUGCAGUUUAGAACACUUUAGAAUAACCAUAUCAGCAUAAUAACCACACUGACUCAAACCAGGUACAAACUCAUGAGUUGAUUGGAGAGGUUGAAAAAAUGGUUGGGAUUUGUGAUUGUAAUUUGAAAAGGAAAGGCAUGUCAGAGGUGGAGCAAGUUUUUAAGUUUUGAUAAGUUCACCAUGACAGUCUUUUAAAUAACACCUUCGGAUAAAUUGUACAAUAAGACCAGGCAUUGUGCAUUAAAAGUAAGUAGAGGGACUUUUAAAUGCAUGUUGACUUUAUAAUGUAUAUCCUGGAAAGAAGCCAAAAAGAAGUGUAUAGUAUUGAAAUAUGUACUCUUUUGUAAUGUGGUAAUAAAACAGUUUGGUGAUUGGUUA
Rhinichthys klamathensis goyatoka is the source of this 2677-nucleotide messenger RNA. RefSeq names its product PTEN induced kinase 1 (gene pink1). Gene Ontology annotation, molecular function: protein serine/threonine kinase activity; ATP binding. Bases 388 to 2106 code for a protein of 572 amino acids. Gene Ontology annotation, biological process: positive regulation of mitochondrial fission; regulation of apoptotic process; autophagy of mitochondrion. Gene Ontology annotation, cellular component: mitochondrion. The transcript has 8 exons. The record is from RefSeq and is a predicted model, not a curated record. NCBI's taxonomy places the organism in Eukaryota, Metazoa, Chordata, Actinopteri, Cypriniformes, Leuciscidae.